Helianthus annuus (common sunflower) is the source of this 3559-nucleotide messenger RNA. RefSeq names its product DNA repair protein REV1. Gene Ontology annotation, cellular component: nucleus. Lineage: Eukaryota; Viridiplantae; Streptophyta; Magnoliopsida; Asterales; Asteraceae. Gene Ontology annotation, molecular function: DNA-directed DNA polymerase activity; deoxycytidyl transferase activity; damaged DNA binding. The transcript has 22 exons. The record is from RefSeq and is a predicted model, not a curated record. The coding region runs from base 144 to 3251 and encodes 1035 amino acids. Gene Ontology annotation, biological process: error-prone translesion synthesis; error-free translesion synthesis.
CUAAUAGUUGACUUCCCCUGCACGCUUAAUAGUUGGGACAGUUGAGCAACCUAGUGACCCGACCCGAGUAAAAUCUGAAAAGAGGAACAGAACAGUGUCUCGUCUCCCUGUUGAAUGCUGCAAGUGUUGCGCGCCAAAAAAGAAUGAGUUUGCAUUCUGCAAAAUCAGGUUCCAGUUCGAAGAGAAGCUUCAAUUCAACAAAUAGCAAUCAAUCUGGCUCUUCUAACAAGAACAAGAAGAAGAAGAAGAGAGACGGAGACAGUGGACAAAAAACCCUAGGUAUGGCUUGGGGUUCCAAUUCUCGAUCUUCCUCUCAUUCAUCCUUUCGAAGCUCACCGUUCACCGAUUUCGGCAGUUAUAUGGCGGUUAAGAACAGGAAGCUACAUGAGCAGUUUGACGCUGAAGCUUCAACUUCAUCUCAUGGCGGUUCUGGCUCUAAGAAACCUCUAUUUCAUGGGGUUUCUAUUUUUGUUGAUGGAUAUACUGUUCCUUCUAGUCAGGAGUUGCGUGGUUACAUGUUAAAGCAUGGAGGAAGGUUUGAAAAUUAUUUUUCAAGGCAGCGUGUUACUCAUAUAAUAUGUAGUAAUCUUCCUGACAGCAAAGUCAAGAAUUUAAGGUCCUUUAGUCGCGGGCUUCCAGUAGUGAAACCUACAUGGGUGUUGGAUUCUGUUGCAGCCGAUAAGCUGUUAAGCUGGGUUCCGUACCAACUUGAUCAGCUAGCUAGUGAAACCAACCAACCGAAGUUGUCAGCAUUUUUAGGUUCGAGUAGCAACUUGGUACCGUGUGAUCCUGCAAAUGCCCCCAUGACUUCGGAUGUUAUUAUUUCUGAAGUAGGUGACUCUACAGAAGAUAUAAAGCAACCCAAUCACGAAUUUGAAUUUCUUGAGCAUGAUAUUUGUGAUGAAGCAAAAGAUGAGGAACCAACUUGUAGUAAUGAAUCUGAAAACAAUGUUGCUGAAACGAAUGAAGGCAGCUGUUGCUCAGAUAUUCAAAAUACUACCGAAUCUUUAUCGAUGAUUUCAGGCUCUAGAUCUAACAAGGGUCAUUCAACUUCUUUUGACCCAAAUUUUGUAGAGACUUACUUUAAGAAUUCUAGACUACACUUCAUUGGUACUUGGAGAAAUCGGUACCGCAAACGCUUUCAUAAUUCAUCUGAUGAGUUUAGAUCAUCAAGCUGUAUUAGUGCUUCGUCUUCAUGUCAAAGAAAAACAAUUAUUCAUAUCGACAUGGAUUGUUUUUUUGUGUCAGUAGUAAUCAGGAAUCGUCCUGAACUAUGGGAUAAACCAGUUGCUGUUUGUCAUUCUGAUAAUCCUCGUGGGACCUCUGAAAUAUCAUCAGCCAACUAUCCUGCACGAGAUCAUGGAGUUAGGGCUGGAAUCUUUGUUAGAGCUGCUAAAGCAUGUUGUCCUCACCUUGUUAUUGUUCCUUAUGACUUUGAAGCUUAUGAGGAGGUGGCUGAUCAGUUCUAUAGCAUAUUGCAUAAGCACUGCAACAAAGUGCAGGCCAUGAGUUGUGAUGAAGCAAUUUUAGACAUUUCAGACUUAGAUGUCGAUGAUCCUGAAAUUUUAGCUUCAUUAAUAAGAAAAGAAAUAUUUGAUGCCACAAGAUGUACUGCAAGUGUCGGAAUAUCGAACAAUAUUCUUAUGGCUCGGUUAGCUACCAAAAGCGCCAAGCCAAACGGUCAAUGCUACCUUCCUCCUGAGAAGGUGAAUGAUUUUUUAACGGAACUUCCAGUUAAGGCACUGCCAGGUAUCGGUCGUGCUUUAGAGGAGAAAUUGAAAGGGAGACGUGUUACCACGUGUGGAGAGUUACGCAUGAUAUCCAAGGAAUCUCUACAAAAGGAAUUUGGACAGAAAACUGGUGACAUGCUAUGGAAUUACUCUAGGGGGAUAGAUAAUCGUUCUGUUGGCAUCAUUCAGGAAAGCAAGUCUGUAGGUGCUGACGUAAAUUGGGGUGUAAGGUUCAAAGACUUGAAAGAUAGCCAAGUUUUUCUUCUGAGCCUAUGCAAGGAGGUAUGUUUGCGUCUACAUGGAUGUGGAGUACGCGGACGCACUUUCACUCUUAAGGUGAAAAAGAGAAGGACUGAUGAAGAGCCGGUAAAGUAUAUGGGCUGUGGGGACUGUGACAAUCUCAGUCAUUCGUUGACAGUUCCCAUGGCUACUGAUGACAUGGAUGUUCUUCAGAGGAUAACUAAACAGCUCUUCAGUCAUUUUCAUAUUGAUGUUACGGAGAUACGUGGAGUUGGCCUGCAUGUUACAAAACUUGAAAGUGCAGACAAUUUUAAGCAAGGGAAUGAAAAGAGCUCUAUUCGUUCUUGGCUUGCAUCUAAGCCACCGUCUAAAGAAAAGAAAAAUAAAGAUACAAAAGAGCAAAUUGGUGGUCCACACCAUCAUCAGCCAAGAAGUAAUUCAGUUGUCGGUAACUUUAUCUCCAAUCGGGAAGCUAAUAAUGGUUCAGAUGUCCCACCAUUAAGUGAUCUUGACGCUGAUGUUCUUGAGAGUCUUCCUCCUGAAAUAUUUUCUGAAAUAAAUGAUUUGUACGGCGGAAAGCUAAAUGAUUUUAUUUCAAAGCACAGGUUCAAAAGUACUGGUGUUGGCACUUCUUCUAUUUCGCCUGGAAACGUUGAAGGGGCUAGACCACAAUCAGAACCAGAAACAGUAUCAGAAAAUAUUGCUGCUGCUUCAACUUCACUAAAUAUUGAUAUAAUGCCAUCAUCAUUGAGUCAACUAGAUCCAUCCGUUUUACAACAACUCCCUGAAGAAAUAAGAAACGACAUUACUGGCAUUCUUCCCGCACACCGAGACCCACAAAUACAGUCUCAUAACCAUCUCGUGGAUCAGGCCAAACUAACAGAUGAUGAUAGCUCAAGCCACCUACUUUGGGCGGGGGACCCGCCACAAUGGGUUGCGAAGUUUAAGUCAAGUGAUUCUCAGAUAUUAAGAUUUUUUUCAGAUACGUAUAGUGGAUUCAGGUGUUUAUCAUCAGUGUUAUUAAAAAGUGUUUCUGCAAAUGUGGUAUGUGGUGGCGGAAGCACCGUUGAUUGUGAUGAUAGCAUCAGUUUGUUAUGCCAGCUUUUGAAAGAAUAUGCAGAUCUGAAAUUGGAAUCAGACCUUGAGGAGAUACACACGUGUUUUCGUCUUUUGAGAAGGUUGAGUGGCAAGUCUAAACUUUUCUUACAAGUGUAUAACACAUCUCUUCCACACCUUCAGACGGCUGUGAGUGAAAAAUAUGGCGGAAGUCUCUGCAUUUAAGGUUGAAGAUGAUAUUUUUUGAAGAUCAUGGAUAAAAGAUGUAAUCCGAGACAGCAUCAGACGUCUGUUUUUUAUUCUUUUUCUUUUGUUAAAAGUUAAUAGUGUAUAGAAAUAAUCUUUUUAAAGAAGUAGGUCAAGGUAUAUAUCUUAUUAAUUAGUUAGUGUAUACAGUAUACCUUUAGGUUAUCACAAGUUCAUUUCCACUAGACUUUUGUACUUAUUUUGUCUUUAUGGAUGUGCUUCAUUGAUGUGUGAAAGUACUAUUUUUCAUUGAGAUAUGAUUCAAAUAUAAAACGUUUUUAUCGGUC